AUGGGGGACACCAAGGUCGGCCAAAGCAUAGCCACCGUGGUCGGACCGACCCCGGGGAUGUAUAUUCAGAGCCUCGUUGAUAUAUGGUUCACUAUGAGUUUGGACUAUAAGGGUAGUGCAUCAUAUUAUAACCAGUCGCGAGACUGGAAGACAAAUUACUUUACUCAAUUAAUUUGGGCUGAUACAGAUAAAGUGGGAUGCGGCAAAGCCAGGUUCUUCGUGGAAAACAAAAAUAAAAUUAUCGAGAGACUGAUUUGCAAUUUCGCGCCCAAAGGGAAUAACCACGGAAAGCCCGUGUACGCCAUAGGUUACCCAGCAACACAGUGCAAAAACAAUAUGGUAUCAGAUAAAGAAUUUCAUGGACUAUGUUCUCUUGGGACACAAAACAAUGUAAGAAAAUUUACACUCAACAAACCUCCAGUAAGCAGCUUAUUGAGGAUUCUCAAUUUGUCGAAUAAUUCAGUGAGGCAAGAAAUAGAUCCUGUUCGCAAUAAAUUAAGUCAAGCAAAAUUUGAUUACAAUUUCACCAAUGAGCAAAGAAAUCAGAAAAUCAGACACGUCUUCUUCAAUAAUAGCUACGUAGCAAGAAAAAAUAUUCCAUCCAUGCAAACAUACAAUAAAUGGCCUAGUCCAGAGAAUUUUUCAAGAAAUCAGCAAAUCCAAAAAUAUCAGCAAGAGAGAGGACAUUCAAGAGUCUACCAUGGACACGAAUUACACGAUCAUAACUUUGGAUCGGAAAAUAAGCUAGGAACCUAUCAAAGCUCUACAAAUAUUGCCCACUCUACUGAUUCGACUGAUGUACCCAAUGAAGCAAAAGAAACAAACUUCAGGAAAUACUAUCAAAACCACGACUGUACUAGACAUCAAUCUUUCAAAAAAUUGGUAACACCAUAUAUUAAAAAUGACUGCAGGAAUUGCGAUACUAGAGCCAAUGUUUGUACACGUGAACAUACAUCAGAUAAUUGUGCAAAAAUUGCAGCUUCUUGUCAUGAAACUACAAAUCUAUGUCUGCAAAAUGAGAAACCUGAAUGUUCCUGUAUACCAACUACAACUUGCGCUCCACUGCCACCAAAAUGUGGCUGUAAUAUCAAUUGCCCGUGCAUAAAAACAGAUUGCAUUCCAACCCAAUGCCCACCAGCCCAAGGGUUUAGAAGAAAUCAUAAACUUAAAGAGGACUCCAGUACACCUUUAGAAUUUCAUUAUUAUGAUUUACUUCCUAACAUGGAAAUCCGAAGUGGUGAUAAUGACAAUAAGAAAUUACACCCUAAAGAAUCUUCAUCGAAAAGUCCGUGGGUGGAUUACACAACGUUCGGUAAUAAUUUGAAAUCACUUCCUUAUACUCCCCACUAUAACGAAAAUCACGAUUAUGUAAAAGAUUUAACUUCAUCAGAAAAAACUAAUAAACUAAAUUCUGAUUACAUUUACGAUUUCUCUGAUUCCAGAGAAAGAAAAAGACGUAAUCUAGGAGAUGAAAUGACAUUUAAGCCGUUUUGGCAAAUGGACGAGUUCAAUCACCAAAGACCAGAAUUGCUAAAGUCUAUAAAAUACACUACAUUACAAAAAAGGAAGACUAAACGAACUACUCUUGGAAAAAUUGCACAAACCACAGAAAUCAUUACAAUAAAAUUAAAAGAGAGUGCCGAUAGCAUUCCCAAACAGAAAAAAAAUAUGAUAGAAAAAUACUUAUCAUUUGAUGAAUUAAUGCAUCUUAGAAAGUUUGGUUCUACUGAACCAAAUACUAUUAUAAAUGCAAGAAGAGCCGAUAGUAAUACUACUAGUACUACUACUAGUAAAGCUACAUCUGAAUACACAACUAAUACACCAUUUAAAAGGAAAAAGCAUUGCACAAGAAAAUUAACAUGUACAUGGACCGCGGUAACUAUAACCGAUGCCAACGGUAGUGUAAUUGGUGGCGGAGGUUAUGGAGGAGAUGGAGAUCGUGGUUCCAGAACUCCACCUGGUUAUGUUGAUGGUUGCACCCGUACCUCUACAUGUACCCGUGAUUAUAUGGAUAGAAAUAAGUUUUCUACUCUUUCAGAUUCUAGUGAUUCCACUGUGUCGCAACUAGAAGAUGAAGACUACUGUGAAAGAAGAGCGUUAAAUGUUCAUAGAAGAGAUUCUUAUCGAGACAGUUCUAUACUAAAUAAUGAUCGAGUCACAACAGUAUUGUAUCAUAUGAAUAACAAUGCUGACAGUACUUAUAUUUCGUAUUCUUCGACAGAAAGUUGUCUUUGUAUAGAUGAUAAACUAAGAAUAAAAAGAAACGAAAAGAAUAAUUCAGUACUAUUUAAUAACAGCAAUAUUUUUGAAGGUGAAAGAGACAAACGCUCCUAUGAAAUUUUAUCAUAUGGAAAUUUAUAUUAUUUGCUUUUACAAAAAAUUAUAGACACAUGGAAAAGGAGUCAUCGUUCCGCCAAUUGUUUCUGCAAUGCUGGUACUGUUCUUAUCAAAGGAUCUAUUUUAUUCAUUGCGCUUACAUUUAUGUUUAAUUUAUUAUUAAAUAAUUACAAAUGA
Messenger RNA from Diatraea saccharalis (sugarcane borer), 2514 nucleotides. NCBI's taxonomy places the organism in Eukaryota, Metazoa, Arthropoda, Insecta, Lepidoptera, Crambidae. The record is from the annotation of a GenBank genome assembly.